Molecule: messenger RNA, 1644 nt
Organism: Penicillium griseofulvum
Lineage: Eukaryota; Fungi; Ascomycota; Eurotiomycetes; Eurotiales; Aspergillaceae
Product: MFS transporter
Exons: 4
Coding region: 1-1644 (547 amino acids)
Biological process (GO): transmembrane transport
Molecular function (GO): transmembrane transporter activity
Source: RefSeq, a predicted model, not a curated record
AUGGCAUUGACACCACAGGGAAGAUCACAUCCGUCACCUGACAGUUUUCCCACGGCACAGCUUUUCCUCCUAGCAAUAUGCCGGGUUGCAGAGCCCAUCGCCUUGACUUCUAUCUUCCCCUACUCGUGGGUGAUGGUCAAGGACUUCCAUAUGGAUAAUGGGAACAAUGCUUCCUUCUAUGCUGGUAUUUUGAUUUCGGCAUUCUCGCUCGCAGAGGCUCUAACCGGUAUGUUCUGGGGUGCUCUUUCAGACCGUCUGGGCCGGAAGCCUAUCCUUCUAUCUGGCUGUGUUGGAACUAUGACCUCUUUGAUCAUGGUGGGCAUCGCCUCAAACUUCUGGGUUGCGCUCGCCGGUCGAGCUCUUGGUGGAGCCCUGAAUGGAAAUAUUGGAAUAAUCCAGACAAUGGUCGGUGAGCUUGUUAAGCGACCUGAACAUGAACCUCGAGCAUAUGCUAUCAUGCCUUUUGUUUGGUCAAUUGGAACGAUUAUCGGCCCAGCCAUUGGAGGUCUGCUAGCAAAGCCAGCUGAGGGAUUCCCCUCUCUAUUUCCACCCGAUGGCCUCUUUGGAAAAUUCCCCUACCUUUUACCCAACCUCGUUUGCUGUGUCUUACUUCUUCUUAGCAUUGCUGGUAGCUGGUUGUUCCUGCAAGAGACUCAUCCCAAGAUGCAGCCCGGAGAGGUCCAUGGGCAUUUCGACCAGGCAGCUGAGCAGCCGCUUCUGGUUACAUCUGGCGCAACUGCCAAUGCUGGUGUAGAUUUGCGAGCGGAGUCUUACGGGACCUUCAAUCGGGUUCACCUGCAUAAUGAUGAGAAUUGGAAUGUGCAAGCCGAUGGCUCCUCGCCGACGUGGAAGAAGGUGCCAAAGCCCAAAGCUUUCACUUGGCGAGUAAUCAUGCUUGUAGUUGCGUUGGCGAUCUUUACUUAUCACUCGAUGACAUAUGAUCAUCUCUUGCCCAUCUUCUUGCAGGACAAGGACCCCCGAGAAUUGCCAUAUUUGCGCCACUCCCCCUUUGAUAUCCCAGGCGGAGUCGGUCUUUCGACUCGAGCUGUAGGCGUGAUCAUGUCCUCUGAUGGCAUUAUCGCUCUCGUGAUUCAAAGUAUCAUUUUCCCCGUGUUAGCACAUUACCUGGGAAUCUGGCGGCUCUUCAUCAUCGUUACGGUGCUCCAUCCAAUCGCAUACUUCAUGGUUCCCUUCCUGGUCUUUUUGCCAGCCCAACUCAUCUAUGUUGGUAUUUAUGCUUGCUUGAUCGUUCGCAAUAUCCUGUCCAUUAUUGACUAUCCUAUCCUUCUGAUCCUCAUCAAGCAAGCUAGCCCCUCAGACUCCGUCAUGGGCAAAAUCAAUGGCCUCGCUGCUUCUGCCGGGGCUGCAUCUCGAACUCUCGCUCCUCCAAUUGCUGGCUUUUUUUAUAGCUUUGGAGCUGAAAUUGGCUGCACUGGUAUUGCCUGGUGGGGGAGUAGUCUCGUUGCGUUAGUUGGUGCUUUACAGCUGUGGUAUAUCCAGCGUGACAGACGUUCAUCAGCAACUGUGGAGCCAGCAGCUGUUUGUCAUUACGUGGCUCUUCCAGAUCAGCCACACGAUGAAAUCGUUCAUAUCAUUGUCAAUAGACAUGAUGCACACACAGAAGCGGUAAUAGAGUCGGAUUAA